Molecule: messenger RNA, 1125 nt
Organism: Trematosphaeria pertusa
Lineage: Eukaryota; Fungi; Ascomycota; Dothideomycetes; Pleosporales; Trematosphaeriaceae
Exons: 1
Coding region: 222-1016 (264 amino acids)
Source: RefSeq, a predicted model, not a curated record
CGUUGAUCCACCGAUUAGCCGAAUACGACCACUACCCCGAUCUGGUAAUUCUGCGUCUCGUCCUGUCAGACCUGCAUCGUCAUCUAGAUACUGUUCCUCUCCUUGCCAAUUUUCCAGACAGAAGGUGACAGCCGGUGUCUCCAUCUAUCGCAGGGCAUUCGAAGAAUAGAUAGCUUGCUACCGCUCUUCACUCUGCGCAAAAGAUGUUGUAUGCUUCUAGCAUGCGAAACACCUCCCCUUCUCCCUUGGUCUUCACCUCACCCAUCUUUCUCUCCUUCCUAACCACCCCCAUAUCAAGUGGUUCCCCUCCUCCAUUAAACGCUCUCGCCGUGUCCCCUGCGCUCCCGCCAACCCUCCACGACCCCAGUCUUUUCCUCACCCCACCCCGGCCUCCACCGCUCAUCCGCGGCAUCAAGCGACUGACGCCUCGAAACUUCCUCGCACAUCUUGGCCUCCAUCCCGAUGGCACGGCGGAAGGCGAAUUCGCAGGUGAGCAGAACUGGAUAUACAUCACCACAUCAACCGCGUCUUGCCCUCUCAUCAAAUCCUUUGACGCUGCGUUCGAGGCUGUAGCGGAGAGUCAGGGAGAGGUAGUUGAUACGAGCUUGUUCUUCGUAGACUGUGGAGCGGACGAGGAGUUUUGUAAGCGUGGCCUUGGACUGGGUUUGGGAGAAGAAUGGGGAGGGCGCAUCCACGCGCCGGCGCUUGUGCAUAUGGGCUUCAUGGGUCCUUGUACGUAUAGCUCGAGGCAUGUGUAUUGCUGGCGUUGUACGAUUGUGCAUACAUUCGCUGCGCUGCCACUGCAGGGGAGUCCUUGGACGCCGAGGGCUAAGAUCCGGAUGGAAGAUGGGAGCGGGAGAGAUAUCAUUGUCCCUGUAUUUCCCGGGCCGGAAGAACAGUUGAAGAGUUUGAUGUUUCUUGAUGGGGCUGUGGAGGAUUUGGGUGAGGUGGAGGGAGUCUGGAGGAUGUAUGUUAGACCAGGGGAGGAUGGAGGGGUUGAGGUCUUUGGUGCUUGAGCAGGGGUUUUAAACGUGGAAAAUUUGGUAUGAUGCCGAAUGGAACAGUGUGUUUUGUGGCUGAUAGGCAAGUAGCAAGGUAUAUGCUACAUAUACAAACCGCGCGACG